AUGACGGAACCCAUCUCCAUCACCGCAGACAUCAAGCAUGAGGUUGAGCCAUCUACUGAAAUCAACAAAAGCGUGAAUGGCUCGCCCCCUGCUGCUCCCGAGGCAGCGGUCAAGGAUCCUGCUGUCUCUCCCGUUCCGGCGGAGACGCUGCCCAAGACCGGAACAGCAUGCAAGAAGCAUACGGAUAAGGCGGAGAGGAAAAAGAAAAAGAAAAAUAUUAAAAAGGACGACUCAUCGGACUCAGAAUCUUCUACAGCAUCUCCUACUGACUCUGAUUCCGAUACCUCAGUCACGGACUCGAUCGCUAGUGACUCGGAGCCGGACCGGCGCAAGAAAAAUCGGCUGCGUGCAAAGGUUCAGGCCAAGCGAUCUCUGAAGGAUAAGAAAAAGCGCAAAAAGCGCAAGCAGCGGGGUCGCAAGACCGCUUCGGAGGCUUUUUCAGAUACCUCCAGCGAUUCGGACACCGAGGCAGACGGCUAUGAAUCGGAUUCCUCAUUGGAUGAAAAGCUUCUGCGGAAGCUGGUUGCUAAGCUCACCGUGAAGAAGCGCAAGCGCCUGCGUGAUCAAACAAGUGAUGAUGCGGGGUCAAUCGAUUCUAUCUCUGAAACUCGGCGGGAAAAGCGGACCAAGAAGAGAAAGCCAGCCUCCAAGGUCGCCUUCAAGCGUGUAGAUCAAUUGUGGGACAGCACGAUUCACAAGUACAAGCUUACCGAGACGGUGGAUGAUCCUGGUGCGGACGAGUGGGAUCAGUACAUUUUCACGGUGCGCCGCAAGUUCAAUUGGGAGAACAAGUUUCUGGAGACGGUGGUGGACAUCAAAAGCAAGCCCCUCCGCGAAUCCCUGGCAAAGGUGAUGGAUGGCGUCAAGGGCGUCAGUCUCGUGCAGGAGCCCGCAGUUGUUGACCCGAACAUGCUGUUCCUGUACCUGGAGGAGGCACGACAGUACAUGAAGGAACUCAAGCAGCAAUCGCGCGACGACAAGAAGCGCAAGGCUCGCAAAGCAGCCGCUACCAAAGCUGCCCAUCUCAAAGUGCUGAUCAAAUACCUCGACACGGACUAUGCGACCAUUAAAAAGACCCUUUAUCCACUUUUGGAGGCCAAUACUAUCACGUUCGAACUUCUGUGGGCCCUUUUCAAGCCCAACACCAUCGCAUACACUCCAACGUACGGAAACACCGAUGAGCCCCGAGCUUUCAAAAUCGAGUAUGCCAUCAAGGAAUCUUCCUUCAUGAAAGGACAAUGGUACAGCAUCGAAGGCCGCUACCUGGAGUAUGAUGGAAAAGACUUUGGAUUUGGAAGCAUGGCUGCCGAGGUAGAAUCCUUCCAGGGAGCACGUAAGAUCACCAGUCUCGCCUGCUUCCCACUGCAAUACCACCGUGAUGCCGAGGGACUGCGAACCCGUCUCGUCGAGCGUGGCAAACGCUUCGUGGCGCUUCGUGGCAUGAACUACCGCUUCCACAAAGGAAUGGCAUUCUACAAGAAAAAGCGCUCUGUCGGCAAAGUCAACAUCGAAAGCCGAGUGAUGAUUGAUCCGGCCAUCCACCGCCGCAUCAACCCCAAUUACCCCAUCAGUACAGUCCGUCCUAAAGAUCCGGAUCUUAUCGAUGCUUCCGAUGCUGGAAUCAGUGACCUGGACGACAGCGAUAGUGAAGGCUGUUGCUGCGGGGGCUCUGACUCCGAAGACGACCACGGUGGCCAGUCGGAUACCCCGCGAACCGUGUACAAGGUGAUCGAGGGUGAAGAUGGGAACCCUCGCGUCGUGCAGGUAGAGGUUGAUGAGAACGGACUGGAGAUUCAGAAGGAGAACAUCGAUCGCAUUGAAGGCACUGCAGGUGUCAUCGGCCGCGAGUUCACCGAGGAGGAACUCCUUAUCGCCAGCCCUGUCGUCCUGGGCUUCGCUUUCAGCGAGAAGAUGUGGCUCGAGUUUACCAUUUCGGGCAUCAGCGACAUCGACUGGGACAAAGAGGCUUUUGACUCGCUCGUUCUCCCAGCAAACCAAAAGUCCAUUGUCAAGGCCCUCGUCGAGUCACAUACCUUCCACGCAGCUCAGAACAUUGACGACGUAAUUCAAGGCAAGGGCAAGGGUCUAGUUGCCGUUCUUCACGGCCCACCCGGCACAGGAAAGACCCUAACGGCUGAAGGAAUCGCCGAGCUACUCCGCCGUCCUUUGUACAUGGUCAGCGCAGGCGAACUGGGAACCGACUCCCGCUCCCUGGAAGCAGAGCUGAACAAGAUCCUCGAUAUUGCUCACUCAUGGGGUGCAGUUCUCCUUCUCGACGAAGCAGACAUCUUCCUUGAGAAGCGUACCAUCCACGAUAUCCAUCGGAACGCCCUGGUCAGCAUCUUCCUCCGUCUGCUGGAAUACUUCCAGGGUAUCCUCUUCCUGACCACAAAUCGGGUCGAGACCUUCGACGAUGCCUUCCAGUCGCGUAUUCACGUCGCCUUGCGAUAUGGUGAUCUCGCCUCCAAGGCAAAGCGCAGUAUCUGGAAGAUGUUUCUGGAACGAGUACGCGCUAUCGAGGGUGUUCAAACUGCCGAGUUCUCGGAGAGUGAUUAUGAUGUGCUUUCACGGCACACGCUCAAUGGUCGACAGAUCAAGAACUCGGUUCGCACUGCUCAAGCACUGGCCGUCAACGAAAAGACCCCUUUGUCUAUGGACCAUAUCAAGCGCGUUCUGGACGUGGCCGAGACCUUCGAUCAGGAUCUUCGUGGUGGAACCGGUUACCUGGAUGCCAUGCGCAGUUACACUUAG
This is a messenger RNA of Penicillium odoratum, 2751 nucleotides long. RefSeq names its product ATP-binding protein. Lineage: Eukaryota; Fungi; Ascomycota; Eurotiomycetes; Eurotiales; Aspergillaceae. The record is from RefSeq and is a predicted model, not a curated record. Bases 1 to 2751 code for a protein of 916 amino acids. Gene Ontology annotation, molecular function: ATP binding; ATP hydrolysis activity. The transcript has 3 exons.